Molecule: messenger RNA, 7724 nt
Organism: Myotis davidii
Lineage: Eukaryota; Metazoa; Chordata; Mammalia; Chiroptera; Vespertilionidae
Gene: BMP2K
Product: BMP2 inducible kinase
Exons: 16
Coding region: 1-3249 (1082 amino acids)
Biological process (GO): protein phosphorylation
Molecular function (GO): protein kinase activity; ATP binding
Source: RefSeq, a predicted model, not a curated record
AUGAGAUAUACACAGUCUCUGUCUUAUGGAACUUACAACACAGUUGUGAAGAGAGGUGGAUUCUCCACAGUUUUCCUGGUGCGGACUCAUGGUGGAAUCCGCUAUGCAUUGAAGCGAAUGUAUGUCAAUAACUUGCCUGACCUCAACAUUUGUAAAAGGGAAAUUAAAAUUAUGAAAGAGCUAUCUGGUCACAAAAAUAUUGUGGGUUAUUUGGAUUGUGCCAUUAAUUCAAUUAGUGAUAAUGUAUGGGAAGUACUUAUCUUAAUGGAAUAUUGUCGAGCUGGGCAGGUAGUGAAUCAGAUGAAUAAGAAGCUGCAGACAGGUUUUACGGAACCAGAAGUGUUACAGAUAUUCUGUGAUACCUGUGAAGCUGUUGCGAGGUUGCAUCAGUGUAAGACUCCAAUAAUUCACCGGGAUCUGAAGGUAGAAAAUAUUUUGUUGAAUGAUGGUGGAAACUAUGUACUUUGUGACUUUGGCAGUGCCACUAAUAAAUUUCUUAAUCCUCAAAAAGAUGGAGUGAAUAUAGUAGAAGAAGAAAUUAAAAAGUAUACAACUCUGUCAUACAGAGCCCCUGAAAUGAUCAACCUUUAUGGAGGGAAACCCAUCACCACCAAGGCUGAUAUCUGGGCACUGGGAUGUUUACUGUAUAAACUUUGUUUCUUCACUCUUCCUUUUGGUGAGAGUCAGGUUGCUAUCUGUGAUAGCAGCUUCACCAUCCCAGACAAUUCACGUUACUCCCAUAACAUCCAUUGCUUAAUAAGAUUCAUGCUUGAACCAGAUCCAGAGCGUAGACCUGAUAUAUUUCAAGUGUCCUAUUUUGCAUUUAAAUUUGCCAAAAAGGACUGUCCCAUCUCCAAUAUCAAUAAUUCUUCUAUUCCUUCAACUCUUCCUGAACCCAUGACUGCUAGUGAAGCAGCUUCUAGGAAAAGCCAAAUAAAAGCGAGAAUAACAGACUCCAUUGGACCAACAGAAACCUCAAUUGCACCAAGACAAAGACCAAAGGCCAACUCUACUACUGCCACCCCCAGUGUGCUGACCAUUCAGAGUUCAGCAACACCUGUUAAAGUCCCUUUGCUUGGGGAAUUCAGUAACCACAGAUCAAAAGCAGCACUGAGACCUGGAGUCAGCCCUGAGAAUUUACUGGGUCAGGGGCCUCCUCAGCAGCCUCCGCAGCAAAACAGAGUCCUUCAGCAACUACAGCAGGGAGACUGGAGACUGCAGCAACUUCAUUUACAGCCUCGCCAUCCUCAGCAGCAGCAGCAGCAGCAGCAGCAGCAGGAAGCUUAUAUGCAGCAGGUAGUUCCUUUGUUACUAGACGUGAAAGUAGUGCAGCGAUAUCAGCAGGCUUUCUUGCAGCAGCAAAUGCUAGCUCAACAUCAGCAGUCUCAACAACAGGCGUUAGCUCAACAUCAACAGUCUCAACAACAGGCGUCAUCUGAGUAUCUUACCUCCCCUCAAGAGUUUUCACCGGCCUUAGUUUCCUAUACUUCAUCUCUUCCAGCUCAGGUUGGAACCAUAAUGGACUCCUCUUAUAGUGCCAAUAGGUCAGUUGCUGAAAAAGAGGCAGUUGCAAAUAUUACAAAUCAGAAGAACUUCAGUAACCCACCUGAUAUGUCAGGGUGGAAUCCUUUUGGAGAGGAUAAUUUCUCCAAGUUAACAGAAGAAGAACUGUUGGACAGAGAAUUUGACCUUCUAAGAUCAAAUAGGCUCGAGGAGAGAGCAUCCUCAGAUAAGAAUGUAGAACCACUUUCUGCUCCACAUAACCAUCCUCCAGAAGAUCCUUUUGGUUCUGUUCCUUUCAUUUCUCACUCAGGUUCUCCUGAAAAGAAAAUCGAACAUUCAUCCACGAAUCAAGAAAAUAGCCCUGCAAGCCCUAUGAAGAGUAGAAAGACAAGUCUAAUGUCUAAAGACCACCGGGCUGGGAAGAAAACCUCAGAGAAUUCAUCCAUACAGGGUCAGGUGCAGAAGGGAAAUGACGAAUCUGAAAGUGAUUUUGAAUCGGAUCCCCCUUCUCCUAAGAGCAGUGAAGAGGAAGAGCAAGAAGAUGAAGAAGUUCUUCAGGGAGGACAAGAUUUCAACGAUGAUGAUACUGAACCGGAAAAUCUGGGUCAUAGGCCUCUUCUCAUGGACUCUGAAGAUGAGGAAGAGGAAGAGAAACACAGCUCUGAUUCUGAUGAUGAACAGGCCAAAGUCAAGUACAGUGCCGGGAGCCCUGCCUACAGAGACAAACCCAGUGGUGGACCAAUUCAAGAUCGGAAUGCAGCACUCCUCAGCUCACCCCAAGUGCCCUCUAAUGCAGGAGUGGAGACUCCCAAACAGGAGUUUGAUGUGUUUGGCGCUGUCCCCUUCUUUGCAGUGCGUGCUCAGCAGCCCCCACAAGGAGAGAAUGAGAAGAGCCUCCCUCAGCAGCCCUGUUUUCCUCCUGUAGGACUGGAGCACGAGGAAUUUGACGUCUUCACGAAGGCCCCCUUUAGCAAGAAGGUGAACGUCCAAGACGGUCAUGCAGCGGGGCCCGAAGCACAGACUCUCCCUGGUUGUCCCAAAAGUGUAGAUAUAUUUGGCUCUGCUCCGUUUCAGCCCUUUCCCACAUCCACAGGCAAAAGUGACAGCCACGAGGACCUUUUUGGCCUCGUGCCCUUUGAGGAAAUAACUGGGAGUCAGCAGCAAAAAGUCAAACAGCGUAGCUUACAGAAACUAUCUUCUCGCCAAAGGCGCACAAAGCAGGAUUCGUCCAAAAGUAACGGAAAGCGGCACCACGGCACGCCGACCAGCACGAAGAAGCUAGUGAAGCCCACCUACCGCACUCCAGAGAGGGCCCGCAGGCACAAAAAGGUGGGCCGCCGCGACUCUCAGAGCAGCAACGAGUUCCUGACCAUCUCAGACUCCAAGGAGAACAUUAGCAUCGCGCUGACUGACGGGAAGGACAGGGGGAAUGUCCUGCCUCCCGAGGAGAGUCUGUUGGACCCGUUUGGGGCCAAGCCCUUCCAUCCCCCAGACGUGCCAUGGCACCCUUCCCACCAGGGCCUGGGUGACAUCCGUGCUGACCACAACCCUGUACUGCCCGGGUGGCCAAGACCCAACUCACUCCAUGGGUCCUUUCAUAGUGCAGAUGCAUUGAAAAUGGAUGACUUUGGUGCCGUGCCCUUUACAGAACUUGUGGUGCAGAGCGUCACUUCACCUCAGGCCCAACAGCCCCAGUCCAUCGAAUUAGACCCAUUUGGUGCUGCUCCAUUUCCUUCUAAACAGUAGACACUUCUGAUGGACUCUUGGUGUUAACCCCUGUUUCAAAAAAGGAUGAAUAGUUUUAUGAAUUUGAGAGAAAAUUGAUUUGUAUAGCUCUUUUUUCUUUUAAAUUAAGGUUGGGAGCUGUUUGCACCUAAGGCAACCAAGAACUGCUUAAUUACAUCAAUGGUAGUUUGAGGCUCAGAAGAUUCCAUUGCUGUGCUAAUGUCUUGAUCAGUUGUGCGGUAGGCAGCAUUUAUUCCUUCAGCAUCUUUGUUAUCAAGAAUUCGUUUCUUUAUUGGUGUAGACAAUGCAGCAUCUAUCUCGUACUCAGGCGGGAAGAGGGAGCUGCUUUGGAAGCUCUGGCCCAGGGUUCCAGCUACUGACUUGGUGACAGCACUGAAAUCCAGGGGAUGCCUGUGGCCUGGCUCCAGAUGUGCGGGAGAACGUGUACCAGAAUGUCAUGUUUGUGUGCCCAUCCAGGCUCAUUCCAGAACCCAGCAUUAAAGCCAAGGCUAUCUGUACACACACAGGCUUCACUUGUGGAUUUUUUAAGGGUCCCUUCUAAUUUCCAACAGUAGAACAGAAUCCUGUCUUCACAAAGAAUCAGAAGUUUAUUUUCUGGGGAAUGCAGAGAUUUUAAUCCUUCUACCAUUCUCUACAAAGCAGAGCCAGAAAUAACUAUUGUGCCUAAAACUUUCAUUUUUAAAAACAAGUGCCAUUAAUAUGGAAUAUCUACGUUGAAGCCUAGAACAAAAACUUGAUACCUGAUGCGUGCAAAAUGUAAAAGAAAAAAUGAUAUAGAAGAGAGAAAAAACAGUACUUGAACAUUUAAUGUUCCGCUUUUGAAUGGCUUCUUGCUCAAAACUUUUGUUUUCACGUCCCUAAUAAAGAAGAUUAUUGGAAAAUGGUGUGAGGAGACAAGGAUUAUAUAGACUUUUUAUUUCAGAAAAAAAAGCUGUAGCUGAAACCCUGAGUUUUUAAAACGUUUACAAUGUAAAAUCAUGUAUAUAAUAAUGUACUUUAUUAAAUUACCACCUUCACCAAAUAUUCCCCAGGUCAAGAGCGACAGUUUUCUUUUGUUAGGUUUGGGGCGGGGGGAGAGGGAGAGGUUUGUAAUGAAGUGCACAGAACAGUGACAGCCCCAAGCCUUAUGGGCAGGACUCAGAUCCUGCUGCGAACCUCUACCCUCUGCGGGGUUGACCAUCUUACACUGGCUACAUAGUGGUAAAAGGUAUCAGGUGAUGAGGAACUGGUGUCUUAACUCUGCUAGUUGAUUGUGUCUUUAAUGAAAAGAACUUAGCUACCAAAUUGCCUUUUUUUUUUACGCCAUAAAUCCUAAUUAGAAACUUGAGAUUUUAUAGGAACUAAUAAGAUAGAAAUUAAAUAUAUGAAUUAAUGUGUCUUCAAGUAUUUUAAUUUAUAAUUGUCUCCUUCCCUAUCAAAUUAACAUGUAGAAGUUUCUGUGAAAGCUAUUCACAGAAAGGGUGGAAACUCUUGUCAACUGGCACUCUCCUUGAUUGCUAUAUUUUAAAUUCUCUUUGGACCCAGUUAAAGUGUAUUUUAUGAGUAAUCUUAUUAGAAUCUCUUAAUGAUAGUGUCCCAGUUGGGAUGAGCUAUUUGCUUGUUUUCACAGUUCUAAACUCGGGAAGCAGCAGAGUAUAUGUAACUAGACCAUAUAUUCAUUUUUAUUGCCUCUUUUUAAAAAAAAAAAAAAAACAGAAGCAAAUUUGUGGACUGAUAGGGAAGCAAUAUGUGAAUCACAGCAGAGGCAGAUCAAGCAUCACAUUACUGCUUAAGAGCUGCACUUUGGAGCCCAACUGUACCAAUACUUGUCCUGUGUGUGCCAAAGGCAAAUAUGUUUGCACCUUUUUUUCUUUCUGAUUCUCAGGUUGAGUAAUACUGCUAAUCCAAAUGUCUAAGUAGAUGUUCUUUAAAACUUUACAAAGUAGAUUCACGGGAUACUUUAUUUUAAAAGCGAGGAGUUGAUGAUUACAUAUAAUAAAUUCAUGAACUACCGUAGGUUUGUAUCAAACAGAAGAAAUUUUUUAAAAUGAAAAUCUGUUGGUUGAUGUAUACCCAGUGUGCUUCUUUGACUGUUUUAGCCCUCGGCCUUGGUCUCUGCUAGACCUCAGGAGUUCUGAUUUAGAAGGGGCAGUGGAUGAAUUAGUGUGGUCUCCAUGGGAUGUAAACAUGAAAUUCUAGUCUCUCCCUGAUACUAAGGCCUUGCUUACAUUUGCUUUUCAUGAAGCCCAGCUGAGGUGGCUCAGUGGUUGAGUGUUGAUCUAUGAACCAGGAGGUCAUGGUUUGAUUCCUGGGCAGGGCACAUGCCCAGGAUUGUGUAUCAAUACAAUGAAUAUUUUUAAGUGACUUGGACUCUGGGUUAUAAUGUGGAUAAAUUCUAAAGAAACAAUUUUGACAUUGUUUAAAAUAUUUACAUUUUUAAGUUUCUUAUGUUACAGCUCAGUGACUUUCCUCUACAGAUUAUAAUUCAGAGGAAACACGUAGGGAUUCGAUGGGGGACCCCGUGGGCUAGAAACGGGGAGUGCUUUUUUGGAGGAGUAGAGGCGUUUCCUCCGCACUACAGGAUGAGGGUUGCUUUCCAUGUUCAGUCAUCUCCUCCCACUGCUGUUAGGAUGUACACACAGCUCCAGACAGCUGAUACCCAGCUCAUUCCCUUGUGAGAACUACGAAAAUAAAGCUCCCAAAGCAUGUGAAAAGGUUUGACACACACUUGGCACGCAGCACGCAGUGGAAGUUCGGCUCUAUUGUGGGUGGUCCAAUUCUGGUUUAGGGAAGGAAAGUUGAAAUUAUAUUCCUAUUAAUCAGGUGUGUGUUGUGCUGUAGCAUGUUAGUUAUAACUCUAAACCUGUAAUACUUGAACAAACAUCACUAAGGGAAGUAAAAUAUGAAGCUAGCAAAAAUCUGAGGCCAAAGUUAUUUCUGCCCUAACAGCUUUAAUCAUGCUUGUUGAUUUUGAAUAAUUUUUCUAAAAGUGGACCAUUUGCUUAAUUAUUUUAAUAGUAUCACUUCAAAGAAUGUAUCUGUUAAGACGCUAACGUUGCUUGGUAUAAAUGUUGGGUGGAAGAGGAAAGGUUGUAGGCUGGAUGAAAGUUUAACUGACUAGAAUAUUUAUGCAAAAGGAUCAGUCUGGGAAAUGGUGUAAUUGUUCCACUGACCCAACCGUGUGUGUGUGUGUGUGUGUGUGUGUGUGUGUGUGUGUGUGUGUGUGUAUUUGGGCAGAGUUACAACAUUAUUCGGGACUGUAGAUAAAUGUUCCCUUUGACCCUACCCUGCUUAUUGUUUAACAGUGAUGAGUCUUGUCCUCAUCUUGCUGGUGGAAAAUACCAAGUUGAGCCCCCUCUUCUGCUCUGAUAUUCACCAGGCAGGGCAGUUUUCACUACUCAGCUGCUCUGCUUGGUAAUACCAAGUUGAGCCCCCUCUUCUGCUCUGAUAUUCACCAGGCAGGGCAGUUUUCACUACUCAGCUGCUCUGCUUGGUCCUCUUAGGUUGUGGUACUUCAUAUAAGCACUGCUAGAAGGUACAUGUGUAUUGGUAUCACUAGUCCUGAGGAGUUUGGGUACAUUCAUUUUCAUAUAUAUAGAACGUGCAGUACACCUUUUUUUUCUAUUCUUUUUAAGCAAAAUUACUCAUCAUUUUAGGUUCAAUCUUGAGCUGAGAGAUUUACUGUGAGAAUGAGAUGGCAUACUUACUGUGAGAAUAACAUAAAUGAUAGUUUAUUUGAAAACUUUUAUACACACUGGUGUUUAUAUAUUAAGAGAAAUAUGUAAACACACAUGCACAUGUCUCUUCAGUAGAGUUAAUGUGAAUAUAUCAAUUUUAAAUGGAAUUGCAACCACAAUCAUUACUAAAAGAACUUUCACUCCUAGUGAGGGUUUACAAAAGCCACUAAAAGAAUACGGUAGACAGAGGAAAAUGCAAUGGGUCAUCAUUUGGGGUGAUUUUUAUUUAAAAACUGAUAGUUCUAUUUUUGAAAAAAAUAGUUUUUAUUCCUAGCUCUUUUUGUGAUUGAAAGUCAUCUAUAGUAAGCAGUAUGGUAAUGAACUACUUUUUAAUUGCUGGCAAACAGCUUUAAGUGCACUUUCUUUGAUUACAUUUCCAUUUUUUUUGUUAAACUUGAAUUUUCUGAAGCCUUUUAUGUACCACUAAGCAAAUAACUUUUAUUAAGCCUGAUUUACAUCUUUAUUAUAUUUCUAAUAGUUACAAAAUGUACUUUCUAUGGUAACUUCAAAUAUAGCUGGGAAACUGUUAUGAGAUAGUACCAGUUGCUUUUAUUUUCUCCCUUUAUCUUAUUAAGCACUAACUGAUUUUACUACUUUGUCUUGACAUUGCUUAUUCUUAUCGACUGAAUUUCUGUCCCCCAUUCACUUUGUUUUGUUUGAAAUUUAAAGUUAUUUUCUUAUUGUAUUUAUCAUACCUGUUUUAAUAAUCUGCUUUCUUUAAAUGCAAUAAAUCUCAAAUGGAUUGCAUAUUCUUUAUAA